AUGGAAUCAGAAAACCAAACUGGAACAAUCGAGUUCCUCCUCCUGGGUCUCUCAGAGGAUCCAGAACUGCAGCCUGUCCUCUUUGGACUGUUUCUGUCCAUGUACCUGGUCACAGUGCUUGGGAACCUGCUCAUAAUCUUGGUUGUCAGCUCUGACCCUCACCUCCACACCCCCAUGUACCUCUUUCUCUGCAAUCUGUCCUUCACUGACAUUAGUUUCAUCUCUACCACGGUCCCCAAGAUGCUGAUGAACAUCCAGAGACAGAGCAAGACCAUCAGUUACGCAGGCUGCCUCACCCAGGUCUGCUUAGUCCUGGUUUUUGCUGGAAUGGAAAACUUUCUCCUUGCAGCAAUGGCUUAUGACCGUUAUGUGGCCAUCUGCCAUCUACUCAGGUACUCAGUCAUCAUGAAUCCUCACUUGUGUGUCCUGUUGAUCCUGUUGUCCUUGUCCAUCAGCAUUGUAGAUGCCCUGCUGCACAGUCUGAUGGUGCUGAGGUUGUCCUUCUGCACAGACCUGGAGAUUCCCCACUUCUUCUGUGAACUUGAUCAGGUCAUCAAGCUGUCCUGUUCUGAUACCCUCAUCAAUAACAUCCUAUUCUAUUUAGUAUCUAGUAUAGUGUGUGGAGUUCCUAUUCUUGGGAUUAUUUACUCUUACAUUAAAAUAGUCUCUUCUAUUCUGAGAAUGUCCUCAGCUGGGGGAAGGCAUGAAGCCUUUUCCACCUGUGGGUCUCACCUCUCAGUGGUCUCUUUGUUCUAUGGGAUGGAUUGUGGGGUGUACAUUAGCUCUGCAGUGACUGACUCAUUCACCAAUACUGCAGCAGCCUCAGUGGUGUACACUGUGGUCCCCCCAAUGCUGAACCCCUUUAUCUACAGCCUGAGGAACAGGGACAUGAAGGAGGCCUUGAGGAAUCUCAUCAUUAAACGUCUUUUUUGGUGA
Sciurus carolinensis (gray squirrel) is the source of this 936-nucleotide messenger RNA. Its product is annotated as putative gustatory receptor clone PTE03. Gene Ontology annotation, cellular component: membrane. The transcript has a single exon. Gene Ontology annotation, molecular function: olfactory receptor activity; G protein-coupled receptor activity. The record is from RefSeq and is a predicted model, not a curated record. Gene Ontology annotation, biological process: G protein-coupled receptor signaling pathway. Lineage: Eukaryota; Metazoa; Chordata; Mammalia; Rodentia; Sciuridae. The coding region runs from base 1 to 936 and encodes 311 amino acids.